AUGGCACAACUUCUGCAGCCUUUCUCCUUCGGAACUAGCGAAAGCAUCGAAGAUGCUUUUAUAGCGCCACCAGAUAACAUUCAGGAAAGCAGAGAUGCAAUGGAGGAGGUCGAGCGGCGGCUGCUCUAUGAUGACUUUCAGCGGUGUGGAAUCUUACCGGAGUCCUUAUUGAACCUUUCAGAGCUUCUGAUGCGCCUUCGAAGUUCAAGUCGGCAGUAUGACGAAGAAAUGGUGCAGCGCAUUUAUGCGGCGCUUUCUUCGUACAAGGGCUCACGCGAUGCCUACACUACGGGGCGUGUCUUCAUUGAGGCCUACAUGAAACGGAGGCGGGAGCUAGUUGCUGUCUUGGAGUCUGCGCGCGGAGAGCUGGACAGUGCAGAGAUGAUGCUGCAGCAGGCAGAAACUCAUCUCGCGAAUCUUGCAGUAGAUCCGAACGCUGCACUCGCAGAAGACAGCAAACUGACGGCACAAAUCGCUUCACUCCACAACUUAAACCAGGGCUCCCCUUCGGCGUCUGACGGGGACGUGUUCAAAGUGCACUUGGAAUGUCAGCAACAAGUCAUCGAGACAGCGCCUGCUCGAGUGGAGGGCGGCAGCUGUUACUUUAACGAAGUGUUUUCUUUCGAGAUCGCUGUCAGGGAAGGCGACCUCCGAAUCUGUUUGGUUAAGGUAGAUCCAGCGUCUGGAGCGGAGGAGCUCGUUGGCGACUGCUCAGUGCUGCUAGAAGACUUAGCGGAUCAGAAAAAACGAGAAAUCGUGAAAGAUAUAUGGGGCCAUGCGGGAGAAAUCAUUCUCUCCUGCCAGUGGAUUUUCUCAAAGCGCACGCUGUACGAACAGUAUCUUCAGGAGUUCACACUGCGGAGAGAGGCGAAAAUUCGGGAGCUGUCAGACUAUCAAGAAGAACUGGACAAGCUGAAUAGGCCCUUUUGCACAGUUGAGGCAGGGCGAGGUGGCAUCUGCGGCUGGAUAUUUCUGCUUCCAGAAAUUCUCUCGAGGCAGUUAGACGAUCUGAAGACUUAUCUGAAGCUGCCUGGGUGGCUCCUGACGAGCCAGUAUGCGGUAGCUUUGACAUUUCUCCUUUCGAGCAUCGCGGGAUUUUCGCGUUCGGUCUUUUUAGACCAGGCAAUUGUUGCUUUCCUCUUUUGGAAUAACCUUGAUCCUCAGCGAUGGACGCUUGGGCGCUACUCGUUCCUCAUGCUCGCAUGCAUCGCCGGCAUCUCCUUUGAUCUCUGGUGGCUCCGUGUCUAUCUCAACGCGUGGAGGCUUGGCUCAGCGGAAGCCGACAUGCACGACAUAUCCAAGAUCUUUAGCAUCUUCCUCUGCGUUUGGAAGGCAAGAUUUUCGGCUCUGCUUUCUGCGCAUCUUCCCCUCCUUUCCUUCCUUUCUGUCUGCCUUCUCUUCGUUGCAUUUCCUGAGUCCAGCGCUAGCAGAGCAACGCGCAUCUUCUCACUCGCCUUCAGUGCUUCGCCCUCACGCCAACGCGUGAACGUGCUGCCUUCCCACCCCCUCUUGCCUUCGCACUUGUGUACAUUCAUGUUGCCAGUGGCAGAGAGGUGCCUCGCCCGCUUACAGUCAUGA
Messenger RNA from Cyclospora cayetanensis, 1578 nucleotides. RefSeq lists its product as uncharacterized. The transcript is spliced from 14 exons. Bases 1 to 1578 code for a protein of 525 amino acids. NCBI's taxonomy places the organism in Eukaryota, Apicomplexa, Conoidasida, Eucoccidiorida, Eimeriidae. The record is from RefSeq and is a predicted model, not a curated record.